This is a messenger RNA of Vicia villosa (hairy vetch), 610 nucleotides long. Its product is annotated as protein transport protein Sec61 subunit beta-like. Bases 162 to 404 code for a protein of 80 amino acids. Gene Ontology annotation, biological process: intracellular protein transport. The record is from RefSeq and is a predicted model, not a curated record. NCBI's taxonomy places the organism in Eukaryota, Viridiplantae, Streptophyta, Magnoliopsida, Fabales, Fabaceae. The transcript is spliced from 2 exons. Gene Ontology annotation, cellular component: Sec61 translocon complex; endoplasmic reticulum membrane.
ACAAAUCCAAGUCAAAUUUCAUUUCUUUUUAUAAACCUGUUACGACUAAGUAAACAACUAAACACAGUCGUUUAAAACUUCAUUCACCUAACACGACGAGUUCACCGUCUCAGAUCACCGGCGCCGACGAAUCUCCGUAACCGGAAUUCAUCAUUCAGAAAAUGGCUUUAGGUGGAGGAAAUCCCCAAAGAGGAAGUGCAGCGGCUACCGCAAGCAUGAGGAGAAGGAAAACAGCAGGUGGUGGAGCCUCAGGAGGAGCAGCUGGAACUAUGCUUCAAUUUUACACUGAUGAUGCUCCUGGACUCAAAAUCUCCCCUAAUGUAGUACUUGUGAUGAGCAUUGGUUUCAUAGCUUUUGUUGCUGUUCUUCAUGUGAUGGGCAAACUGUAUUUCAGAGAGGCUUAAGAAGCUGGGUUCGUUUUUGGACCUUUUAUACAUUGACUCUGUUAAUGAACUUAGAUUUCUGUUGCUAGGAUGAUCUAUCCCUUUGGUAUUGUAUUUUUUUUGUUCUUAUUGUUAAGUUUAAACAAGGGAUUGAUAUUAGCUUUGUUUAUCUUUUGUUUCUAGAAGUGAAAGUGGUAUAAGAUGUAAAAUUUGAUGGUUUCUUUUUA